AUGCCUGGUGGAGGUGCAUCAGGUGGACAAGCUGGAUGGGGUCACAUGUCACCACAACAGAUGCGUAAUCCAUGGCAAGAUCCAAACGCACUCGCACAAGGCGUAAAUGAUGCUCUGGGAAUCGGCGCAACUCCUGGUGGUCAAGCGAGUUGGGGUGCGCCAAUGGGAGCGGCACCAGGCGACUUCGGUGAGGCCGCGAAAAUCUGGUCCGACCCUCACGUAGAUCAACAGCAACAACAGUUUAACCCCAUGCACGGACAUCAUCGAGGUAUGAACGGUAUGAUGGAUCCACAAGGUGGUAGCGAUUGGAUGGGUGCAACUCCAGGCUUGAAUCAGAUGCCAUUAUGGAGCGAUUUACAGAAGCAAGAACAUGAUGGGUAUUGGAAACAUCAGCAACAAGCUGGAGGAUGGGGUGGACCACCGAGUGGUAUGGGUGCUUGGCCUCCUCGUCAGAUUCAUCCUAAUGCUCCACCACCGCAACAUGGCGGGCAUGGACAACCACCGCGAAUGUUUGUGCAACGACCUCCACAAGUAUGGGCGCCAAAUGGCGGUAUGAUGGGUGGGCCACCUGUUGGGAAGCAGGCUAUGCCAUGGGAUCAGCAACGUCUUACUGGUAUGCCGCGUGGUGGAAUGGGACGAGGUGGUCCGGCUGGUGGUCGCUAUCCUCCUGGCGGCAUGGAUAUGAGUGUUCCUCCUCCCAUUGAUCUACCUCUGAGCGGAAUGUCGGGAAUGCGACAAAUGGCUCCUCCAAAUGCAGCCGGAACGUGGAAACCUGAAAUCGGAGUCGCUCCGAAUGGGAUCCGAGGGCCAGCAGCAUUUGGUCAAAUGGCUGCUCCUUUGAUAAUGUCUGGUAAGCCUCAAGCUGCCCCAAGUCAGUUUCCAAUUGGUGGCGUUGACGAUUUGAUGUGGCACGAUCCUAAUGGUGAUCUGAAGAAAUGGCAGCGUGACACUGGUGUCUCGUUAUGGGGUGACCCUGAGAAGAAUAAUGAACGUCCGGUGCGCUUGUGGAUGAUCGGUGAAGGAGAAGAAGAGGAUCUUGAAGUAGCAUUGAUGAAAUGUCCGGUGCCGCAGAAGAAGGUGGAUGGAAGUAAUGAGGAUGGCUCAGCACGAUUGCCGUUUCCGAUCCCGUCCAAACGUCCCAUAGUUGUCACCGGCUGGGGUGAACUGCCAGAGAACGAUCCCAACAAUCCAAUAAAGCAUGAUGAAGCUCAACCGGGUUCUGGUAAAUGGGGUGAUCUGCCGUCACAUUCACAACAUGCUACUGACUCGCCAUGGUUCUUGCCUUCUCAGCAACAGCCUCAACCAUUUGCCCCUGAAGCUCCCGCAUGGGGCCAGCCAAAUACAGCUGCAGCCCCAAUGCCACCUGGUCCCUCGCAGCCCCAUACUCAAGCCGUUGCUGAUCAGUUGAAGUAUGCGGUUGAUAAGGGUUACCUUGAUAUGUCAGUGCUGCAACAAAUGAAUUUACCACCUCAUGUGCUCCAACACAUGAAUAAAAUGCUUGCCUUGAUCCCUGCUUUGGAAUGCUGUGAAGCCGAGCUUAAAAUGCUUGUAGAUAGUGUACGACCAGACGGUGAAGUCGACGGUAAUAGUCCGCAAAGAUGGAUGAAUGAUGUACAAAAGGUAGAGUAUAACCGCUUAAUCAUCGAAGUGACGACAGUGAAAAUCGAAGUGGCAGAGCUGUCGAAGAAGAUUCAACGCGGUUUGGCCGACGCUGGUAUGUCGAGCGGCAGCGCCACAGUCGAAGGGCUCGGCUCUGAUGCCUACCACUACUCAUUUCUCGAGUAG
Messenger RNA from Cooperia oncophora, 1785 nucleotides. The record is from the annotation of a GenBank genome assembly. Lineage: Eukaryota; Metazoa; Nematoda; Chromadorea; Rhabditida; Trichostrongylidae.